Molecule: messenger RNA, 429 nt
Organism: Pocillopora meandrina
Lineage: Eukaryota; Metazoa; Cnidaria; Anthozoa; Scleractinia; Pocilloporidae
Source: the annotation of a GenBank genome assembly
AUGCGGACAUACCUCGAACAAGCGGACGUUGCCGAUAUUAUCAACACUGCGAGCUUUUGUGAAGAUAAAAUAUCCUUGCUUCUAACAAUCGUUAAAACUGGACUUGAUGCCAUUACACUUUUACAAUCGAAAGUCGUUCACAUUACCGAGCCACCGUGGAUCAACUAUUCUUUAAAAAACUUGAUUCGGAAGCGUCAAUCAGAACUCAAUCAGGGAAAUCUAGAGGAGUUUCGUCACCUGAGGAACAGAGUUAACCGCGAACGAAAGAUCUGCCACACUAACCACUACCAACGCAAAGUUGAACACCUUAAAAACCGCUCCUCGUCUAGCUGGUGGAAAAACGUAAAGAAACUGAGUGGUGUGUCUAGGCCAGGCACUGAAGACUGCAACAUCCUGAAGUCAUUUCAUCAUCUCGAAGGUGUUAUAUAA